GGUAGUGCCUCAUCUGCAAAUGACACUAAAUCUUACUUUUGUCAAGAAGGACAGUACAAUGACAUGGCAACAUUGUUCUUUACCUCCCAGGAAUCAGCAAUUCGGCAUCUUUUUCACCUUGAUGUAAAUGAUGGCAUAAGAGCAGAUGGAAGGCAUGUAAGAGCUGUAAGACCAAUUAGCAUAGAGACUAAUAUCUUACCAAACACACACUCAUCUUGUCUAUUUACAAGAGGGCAAACACAAGUUUUAGGAGUGCUUACUGUUGGAGGCUCAACAGAUGCACAAAUGUAUGAGAGCUUAACAGAUACAAGCCCACGAUAUGAAGAUUUUAUGUUGCAUUAUAACUUCCCGGGUUAUAGUGUUGGAGAAGCAGGUAGAUUAGGACCUCCCGGACGACGUGAGUUAGGACAUGGAAAUUUAGCUAAAAAAUCUAUUGAGCCUACACUUGUUAAUAGAGGCGAUAAUACCAUAAGGAUUGUAGCAGAGGUGUUAGAAUCAAACGGCUCAUCAUCUAUGGCUACGGUAUGUUCUUCCUCUUUAGCAUUAAGAGCUGGUGGUAUAAAGACCACAGAUUUAGUAGCAGGUGUUGCUAUGGGGCUUAUAAAAGAGGGCGAUAAAUAUGCUAUUCUUACAGAUAUAAUGGGGUUAGAGGAUCAUUAUGGCGAUAUGGACUUUAAGGUUGCAGGUACUAAAAAGGGUAUAACAGCUCUGCAAAUGGAUAUAAAGAUAGAGGGUAUUAGUAUAGAUGUCUUAAAAGAUGCUUUGUAUCAAGCAAGAGAAGCAAGAGAGCAUAUACUUUCUAUUAUGGAGAGUGAGAGUGAGAAGAUAGUUAUCAAUGAAGAUGCAUUGCCAAGUAUGGAGAUGUUCUCUAUUGACCCCGGUAAGAUAGCAAGUGUUAUAGGACAAGCGGGUAAGACUAUAAAAGAGAUAAUAGAGAAGUUUCAAGUUGCAGUUGACCUUGAUAGAAACAGCGGUAAAGUUAAAAUAUCGG
Stylophora pistillata is the source of this 991-nucleotide messenger RNA. Its product is annotated as H(+)/Cl(-) exchange transporter 6. Gene Ontology annotation, biological process: chloride transport; transmembrane transport. The record is from RefSeq and is a predicted model, not a curated record. Lineage: Eukaryota; Metazoa; Cnidaria; Anthozoa; Scleractinia; Pocilloporidae. Gene Ontology annotation, molecular function: chloride transmembrane transporter activity. Gene Ontology annotation, cellular component: lysosomal membrane; intracellular membrane-bounded organelle.